CAUCCACCACAAAACCUUCCUCCCCACAGGAUUUCCAAUCAAGAAUUACAACUACAGCCCAUUCCGACAUUGCAAGAUCAUAGUCCCUGAGAAAGUAUGAAUCUUCAAAGCAAAUCCAUCUUGGGUUUUUGCUUCCUGCUCCUUGCUCUGUCCAUCUUCUCCAUCCCUGUGUCAGUUUCAGCUCAAGAAGUUGAGAAUGAGAGAGAGUUUGAUUACCUGGAGAACAGUGGGAAGGGGCCAGCACACUGGGGAGAUCUGAAGAAAGAAUGGGCGGCUUGCAAGGUUGGAGGUUUGCAAUCACCCAUAGAUCUGUCACACCAGAGAGUGAAGAUGAUCAGAAAGUCAGGGGAGUUGAAGAGGAAUUACAGGCCCUGUCAUGCCAUUCUCAAGAACAGAGGCCAUGAUAUCGCGUUAGAAUGGGUGAAUAAUGAUGCUGGAUCAAUCAAGAUCAAUGGCACUGAAUACUUUCUCAAACAAGGCCACUGGCACUCACCAUCUGAGCACACCCUCAAUGGCAGAAGAUAUGCCUUGGAGCUACACUUGGUACAUACGAGUUCAGACCCUAAGGUGAAGAACAAUAUAUCUGUUAUAGGAGCCUUGUACAAGUUUGGAGAGCCUGAUGCUUUUCUUUCCAAGUUGAUUAGCAAUAUCAGUUCCAUGAAUGAUCACGUGCAAGAAAGAAAGAUGGGGGUGAUCGAUCCCACCAAGAUCAAGUUGGGUGGCAGGAAGUAUUACAGAUAUAUGGGUUCCCUCACUGUUCCUCCUUGUACAGAACGUGUCAUUUGGACUAUCAAUAAGAAGAUAAGGACUGUUUCAAGGGAACAAGUUAAGGUACUCCGGAAAGCUGUACAUGAUGUAAGUAGAUGUUGAUACAUCCUAUGUCAGAUAACCAAAUUCUAGCAAAGAGCAUAUAGUAUUUGAAAUGAGCGAUUUUGGGCAUAUCUGAUGUUAGGUAAUGGAAUGAUUUUCAGUAUGCAGAGAUGAAUGCAAGACCGGAACAACCCCUCAAUGGUCGCCAGAUACAACUUUAUGGUCCAAAUCGAAGAGAUGUACCUAACUAGAGAAUACCCGUAGAGUGUGUUAACAGUAGAUGAAAUCAAAUUCCCUCCCACCCAUAGGGGAGAAGGACCGAUGUGUAUACUCUGUUGUGAGAGUUUUUCAUAAUUGAACUGGAGUGAUCAGUUUGUCAAUCCAUUUUCCUUCCUACCAAACUUUUUAUGAUUGUUUUAAAAAAAAAAAAUUGAUGAA
Molecule: messenger RNA, 1248 nt
Organism: Rubroshorea leprosula
Lineage: Eukaryota; Viridiplantae; Streptophyta; Magnoliopsida; Malvales; Dipterocarpaceae
Source: the annotation of a GenBank genome assembly